This is a messenger RNA of Chlorocebus sabaeus (green monkey), 600 nucleotides long. The record is from RefSeq and is a predicted model, not a curated record. NCBI's taxonomy places the organism in Eukaryota, Metazoa, Chordata, Mammalia, Primates, Cercopithecidae.
AUGGCCGGCUUCAGCCCUUGGGGCCUGGAGCGGCUGUGGGGGUCCGUGGAGGCAGAGAGUUCUAUGCCCAGCCCCAUGCCACACCCACCAGACCUUGCCCCGCCCACACCCACUCCAGUCCUGCCCCACCCUCCCUGUGGCUCCCCGUGCUCAGGCUGCUCCUUGCCCGCAGGGAUCCCAGAGACCCAAGAGGUGAGCGAGGUCUGCACCACCCCCGGCUGCGUGAUGGCAGCCGCCAGGAUCCUCCAGAACAUGGACCCGACCACGGAACCAUGUGACGACUUCUACCAGUUUGCGUGCGGAGGCUGGCUGCGGCGUCACGUGAUCCCCGAGACCAACUCAAGAUACAGCAUCUUUGACGUCCUCCGCGAUGAGCUGGAGGUCAUCCUCAAAGCGGUGCUGGAGAAUUCGACUGCCAAGGACCGGCCGGCUGUGGAGAAGGCCAGGACGCUGUACCGCUCCUGCAUGAACCAGAGUGUGAUAGAGAAGCGAGGCUCUCAGCCCCUGCUGGACAUCUUGGAGGUGGUGGGAGGCUGGCCGGUGGCCAUGGACAGGUGGAACGAGACUGUAGUUCCUAGCUCCGGAGGCCAGAUUCACUGA